UCAUCGAGCGAGGCGUGAGCUGCUGAAAGAUGGCCAUCCUGGAGUCUUGUUGCUUUUGGAAGGAUGUGCGUAGCGGCAGCUUUGCCUGCGCCAUCUACACGUUGGUUUACUUUGGCUUCUCGACGCUGAUGUUUUUGUUCUACUUGUUCGAGGAGCAGGAUUUUCUGCUGGGGAACCGUGCCCAGCCGAUGGGCGAGAGUUUGCUGGAGAAGGGCGAUGUGACUGUAGUGACUGUGAUAUUCAACGUUUUGUUACUCUUUUGCUCCAUACUGAUGGUCCUGUCGUCGGUUCUCCUGAUAUUGGGUCUCCGGCAGAGCAAGCGACAUCUGUUGAUACCCUGGAUCCUGUUCAUGCUGGGCGACCUGCUCAUCGAGGUCUGCCACCUGGUGCACUUGUCCCUCUCCCGCCGCGUCAAAUUCGAUCCGAUUGUGGGUUUCAUCUUCACCAUGGACUUCUUCCUCCUGUGCCUCAACCUCUACUGUCUGCUGUGCGUCAUCUCGCAGUACCAGACGUUCCGCUCCCAGCGAGCGGAGCUGCGUCGGGCGGACUCGACGUCCUCGCCUAUUGUGGUCUUCACAGCGGCCGAGAAGCUAGCCAAAUCGCAGCAGCAACUGCAGCAGACGCACCAGCAGCAGCAUCAGCACAACAGUUUGCUGCAGCAGCUGGAGGCCGGAACCGGAAAUGGGAAGCGGCGGCGCAUGCUGGGGGCAGCCAGCCCGCUGAUAACCUCGCAGCGGCUGACCAACUUCUCCACCAUCACCGAGGAGGACGAGCAGCAGUCCCGCACAGGCCCCCUUUCGGAGCAGUCGAAUGCAGAGCAACUGGCCCGAAUUCCAAUUAUCACUCUGGCCUCCAGCCCAGCUCAUUGCAGUGAUGCCAGUGCAACGCAUCACUAAGCCAACGUUACGGGGUCCCAAUACCAAUGCCAGCAGAGAUUAAAGCCAGAGUUACGAUAUUUUUACAAAUUGAUUGACCCGACAUAGCAGAAUAAAGGAAAUAAGA
Molecule: messenger RNA, 1002 nt
Organism: Drosophila biarmipes
Lineage: Eukaryota; Metazoa; Arthropoda; Insecta; Diptera; Drosophilidae
Exons: 7
Coding region: 30-896 (288 amino acids)
Source: RefSeq, a predicted model, not a curated record